This is a messenger RNA of Prosopis cineraria, 551 nucleotides long. RefSeq names its product extensin-like. The record is from RefSeq and is a predicted model, not a curated record. The transcript has a single exon. NCBI's taxonomy places the organism in Eukaryota, Viridiplantae, Streptophyta, Magnoliopsida, Fabales, Fabaceae. The annotation marks the transcript as partial.
GCCUUUUAUCUUCCUGCGUUUUUUAACAUCUAAUUCUUAGAAAAUGCUUCACGAGUCCUGCCUAUUGCUUCCAUUUCAUGAUGUGUUCACCAUUCACUCUUCAUUCUCCUUCUGAAGCAGCUCAAGAACGAACACACAACUCUUCGACGGCCAUGUAUUCACCCCCUCCACCUACAGAGACGCCGCCUCCCCUGACUUCACCGUUGCCGGAGUCCAUUUCGUCUUCGGCUGAACCUCCAUACUCCUCCCCACCUUCCCCUUCCCUGACUUCAGCGGCGCUGUUUGACCCGCUGUCUCCAGAGUCACCUCCCCCUCCCCCGACUUCGGUUGCACCUUCAUACUCCUACGCACCUCCCCCUCCCCCGACUUCGCCGGAGCCCAUUCCCCCUUCGUUUAUACCUUCAUACUCCUACCCACCUCCCCCUCCCCCGACUUCGCCGGAGCCCAUUCCCCCUUCGGUUGUACCUUCAUACUCCUACCCACCUCCCCCUCCCCCGACUUCGCCGGAGCCCAUUCCCCCUUCGGUUGUACCUUCAUACUCCUACCCACCU